Messenger RNA from Vanessa tameamea, 2753 nucleotides. It is a transcript of the gene Vps39, whose product is annotated as vam6/Vps39-like protein. The transcript is spliced from 13 exons. The record is from RefSeq and is a predicted model, not a curated record. Gene Ontology annotation, cellular component: cytoplasm; membrane. Lineage: Eukaryota; Metazoa; Arthropoda; Insecta; Lepidoptera; Nymphalidae. Bases 173 to 2737 code for a protein of 854 amino acids. Gene Ontology annotation, molecular function: protein binding. Gene Ontology annotation, biological process: vesicle-mediated transport; autophagy; intracellular protein transport.
UAGUUACAGCAAUAACAUCAAGUCAUUUAUCGGAUAUUAAGUGCCUAAUUUAUAAUUCCAUUCAAAAUAUGUAUUUCCAUAAAAAAUAAAAGGCGACAUGAUAAAAAACGAUAACUUUGAACAGACUAGUCAUAUAUAUUACCUGUUUGCGUAGUUUAGCUUUGUUUUAAUCAUGCAUGAGGCUUACGAAGUAUCUCAUUUACUUAAUGCUACAGUUCAAAUAGAAGCAAUAGCUGCUUAUGAUGGAAAUCUCUUUUUGGGAACAAGGCAAGGGCAUUUGCUUUUGUACUCCUUGACAUCAAACAAUGGUAAUCAGAAAUAUGAAUUACAACUGCGCAGAUAUUGCAAAAACUUCAGCAAAAAACCUAUUCAACAAAUUGAAGUUGUACCAGAGGAUAAUUUACUACUUUGCCUUACCGACAAUGUUCUGUCCUCCUAUGAUAUAAAUGGAUUCAACUUUCCAUUAAUCAAGACAUUUUCUGAAACUAAAGGAGCUUCAAUUUUCGCAUUAGACAAUAAGUCUGCUACAUCAAUGACUGGUGAAUCAAAUUCUGUGGUUCAUCUUUGUGUAGCAGUAAGAAGAAAGUUGCAAUUAUAUUAUGGAAAAAAUGGAGAAUUUAAGAAGCACCUUUUUGAUUUUACCAUUCCUGAUGUCCCUAAAGUAAUGGCUUGGGGUCAACAAUACUUAUGUGUCGGGUUUAAGGGCGAGUACACUUUGUUUGAUUUGUCUUCACGAGAUCCAAAGGAAUUAUUUCCUACAAGCAGUUCAAAAUCAUUAGAACCAACAAUAGCAAAAUAUUCAGAAACAUCUUUUUUGCUUGGCCGUGACAACACAUCAGUGCUUGUAGAGGAAGCUCAGGAAAUUGAGAUUAAGAAAACUAUUAAAUGGAAAGAAGCUCCAAUAGCUGUUGUAUGGGAUGAGCCGUUUGUACUUGGCUUGAUGCAAGAUCAGGUUGUUGUCCAAACAGUUGAGCCUGCAUUGUUUAUACAAACAUUACCGGAUUUGAAUAAAGCAAGACUGAUGUAUAGAUGUAAGCGUGGUUUGAUAUUUGUGUCAUCAGUGGGGCAAGUGUGGUGCUUGAGUUCUGUUGAUGUUAUCAAACAAAGGCAGCAAUUGUUGAAGGACAAACAAUUUCAAAUAGCAAUUGAUUUAACGAAUUUAUCAGAAUGUUCCGCAGAAGAAAAGAAGCAAACAAUACAUUCCAUUCAGAUGCUCUUUGCUCUCGAGCUGUUUGAUAUAAAGCAGUACUCGCAAUCUAUGAAGGAGUUUAUAAAAUUAAACACCGAUCCAGCUGACGUUAUUAAAUUAUUUCCCGACCUUGAUAACAAACCGGGUUCUGAUAACACUAAGAAACUGAAAGGGAAAGAUCUAGAAAAUGCUUUGAAUGCCCUGAUUGAGUAUUUAGUGGAAUUAAGAUCGAAACUCGGAAAAAGUUCGAAGGAUGCAAGCGGUAGUAAAGAGGAACCAGCAAUUCAAAGAAACGUAACUCAACAGCUAGAGUUGAUUGAUACGACGCUGUUGAAGUGCUACUUACAGACAAACGAUGCGUUCGUAGCUCCUCUUUUACGUCUGAACAACUGUCGUUUAGAAGAAGCUGAACGCACGUUGCUGCAGCAUGGCAAGCACAGCGAGCUCAUCAUACUGUAUCAGACUAAAGGACAACACACGAAAGCGCUACAGCUGCUAAGAGAGCAGGCUAAACAGCCAGACUCCAGCUUGAAAGGUUAUCAUAGAACUAAGAAUUAUUUACAGCAUUUGGGUGGUGAUCACAUCAAUUUAAUAUUCAAGUUCUCUGAUUGGAUAUUAGAAGAACAUCCAGAGGAAGGCCUAAAAAUAUUUACGGAAGAUAUAGUUGAAGUGGAAAAUUUACCGCGUGCUAAAGUGCUAGACUUCCUUUUAAGAGAACACGACCCUCUAGUCAUUCCAUACUUAGAACAUGUUAUACACACCUGGAACGAUACUAAUCCCCUGUUCCAUGAUGCUCUUAUUAGUAUGUACAGGGAGAAAAUCACAGAUAAAAAAGCGAAUUCGACAGAAGAGGAGUUACAACAUAUAAAAUCUAAACUGGUGGCAUUCUUGGAAAAAUCAUCACAAUAUACCCCCGAAAGGGUUAUAUUGCAUUUUCCAAACGAUACGUUGUUCGAAGAAAGGGCUAUUAUUUUGGGGAAACUGGGGAGACAUGAACAAGCUUUGGCCAUUUAUGUGCAAAUUCUUGGUGACGUGGAAAGAGCAAUUCGAUACUGCGAAACUAUUGGCGAGAAGUCGAACGACAAAAAUGUCGAUGUCUAUGUUAUUUUAAUGCGGAUACUGAUGAACCCCGAACAGUGUACUUCGUUGAUUGGACCAUUGUCCAAUGUACAAAGACACCCGAAGUCGUCCGUGCCAGAUCUGGAGACUGCACUUACUAUAUUAGAGAAACAUGCGGAUAAAAUAUCGCCGAUAAAGGCGCUGUCGGUGUUGCCGGACGGGGUGCCGCUGGCGCGCCUGGAGCGCUUCCUGUCGGCCGCGCUGCAGCGACAGCUCACGCUCAAGCGCCGCACGCAGCUGCUCAAGGGCCUGCUGUACGCUGAGCAUUUGCAGGUUCAAGAACUAAAGCAAUUCCACGAAUCAAAAAGCAUAGUGAUAAAUGAUUACAACGUAUGUCCUGUUUGCAAGAAGCGCUUCGGAAACCAAAGCGCUUUUGUGCGAUAUCCCAACGGAGACAUCGUUCAUUACUCCUGUAGAGUUGAUAAGUAGCUCUGGAUAUUAUAAA